Messenger RNA from Pygocentrus nattereri (red-bellied piranha), 1863 nucleotides. RefSeq names its product FKBP prolyl isomerase 6 (gene fkbp6). The record is from RefSeq and is a predicted model, not a curated record. NCBI's taxonomy places the organism in Eukaryota, Metazoa, Chordata, Actinopteri, Characiformes, Serrasalmidae. Bases 218 to 1225 code for a protein of 335 amino acids. The transcript has 10 exons. Gene Ontology annotation, molecular function: protein binding; peptidyl-prolyl cis-trans isomerase activity.
UAAAACGAACCUAAACCUGUCAUAAAUCUGGCCGCGUAUUCAUAACCAUUUCAUGUAAAAGCUCUCUGUGAGGGACCUUUUAGAUGAGGACCACCGCUGCGAACACCUGACCGCGCCAAACCACCCUGGACGUCUUCGCUGAUCUCAACCGUUUAAUUACGCAGAACGGAUUGAAAAAUCGGUGGAGUUCCUCUUUAACCUGUGACUGCUGCUUCUGAUGGUCUGCCACAGAAUCAUGCAGACAAACGGGGUUUCUUCGAGAAUCAUGCAGUUUAUCGCCCCAGAGGAGCGCCGUCGAGCUGGAAUCCAGACUCCUUUCCAGCGUCUUGCUCAGCAAAUGCAGGACAUUUUAGGAAAUGGGGGGAUUCUCAAAGAGGUCAUACGUGCAGGGGACGGCUCACCUGUGCCAAUGGAUGCUUCAGUCUCCGUUCAUUAUUCAGGAUUCUUGGAAUACUCUGAUCGGCCGUUUGACUCAACUACUCACCUUAAGUUUCCUAGAAUGGUGAAGCUAGGUAAAGAUGUGACUUUGUGUGGUCUUGAGCUGGGCCUGCUGAGCAUGAGGAAAGGGGAGUUCUCUCGUUUUCUCUUCCAGCCCGAUUAUGCCUUCGGGGAGAUGGGUUGCCCCCCACUCAUCCCACCAGCGGCCACUGUGCUGUAUGAGGUACAGGUCCUCGAAUUCCUUGACACAGCCCAGGUCGACGAAUUUUUUGCGAUGAGUCCGGGAGAGCAAAACUCAGUUCCUCUGUCCACGUUGCUGAAUGUGGUUGACACAGAGAGAACCUUUGGGAACCGCUGCUUCAACCAGGCCCGCUACGAAGAUGCAAAAGACCGGUACAAGCAGGCCAUGACACUCUUGCAGAACCGAGAGCCGAUGGGCAAAGAGGAGAAGGGGCGCGUCAAUGAGGCGAAGUUACCCUUCUUACUCAACCUUUCUCUCACUUACCUGCGCCUGGAGAGGCCUCAAAAAGCCCUGCAGUACGGCGAGAGAGCGCUGAAGAUCAGCCCAGACAACACCAAAGCCCUCUUCCGCUGUGGCCAGGCCUCUUUGGAAAUGUUUGACUAUGAGAAGGCACAAGACUACCUCACAAUGGCUCAGGCCAAGAAGCCAUUUGAUGCUGAUAUUAACAAGUUGCUAAGAAAGCUGGCAGUUUGUUACAAGGACUGCCUGGACAAAGAAAAAGAUAUGUGCUCCAAGAUGUUUCCUGGUGUUAAGCCAGAGAACUGAAGAACUCCUGCAUGUCCAUUUAUUUCAGACUUGAGGCUUGAACACUGAAUGCAGUGGAGCAGGUGGCCAGCUCACAAGGUCUGCAUGAUUGCAUAAUAUAAGACGAAAUGAACAUCACAGCUCUUGCGAUUUCAAAGUCUUUGAAAUUGCGAUUUUGUUAUAAAGCCAGAGAAUCGUUCAGCCCUAAUAUUUACAGGUUCCAAGUGUUGUCUUUACUCCUCUGUUUGUAAUUGACGCUUUAUUUUCAGCUUGGCCAAACAAGCAACAGGACUUGAAUGGAGAGUGCCUUCCAAAGAACACACAAACUGGAAGAGUCCACCUGAAAAUGUCUUUAUACAAAUAUGUAGCGUCAAGCAACCUAUAAGGGAACUAUAUAUAACUGCAGGUGUGUUUUCUUUUUCCUAGUUUAUACUUUGGUUUAAUUCAUACCGACCUCAUUGUUUAUAUUUGAAACUUCAUUAGGUAUAGAAGUGAUUGUAUCCUUGUGUUCUUGUAUUAACUUUUUGGAGUUUUGUGAAAAGUCAGAUUAACUCGUAUGUGAGUUAUCAUACUGUUAUAUUAGUUUGAGUUAUGAGAAUGACCACAACCAUUUUGUGUCAGCUAUCAAUACAUGUUGUACUCUGGCUAAGUUUGUAAAA